ACGAGGGGAUGAAAGAGAGAGGGGAGGGAGCAUCGCAGGACAAUACACAUACAUAUAUAUAUAAAACCCACGAAACACAGAACCAGAAAGCACAACAGCGACACAAUGAAGUCUUUCAGCUCUGUGACCGGAUCGAUGCUUCUUCUCCUACCAGUAUAUCUGGCUGGCUUUUUAAUUUCAACACCCUCAGCAGAAGCCUUAGAGUGUGGGAGCCCUGUUCUGAACUCCAGGAUCGUGGGCGGCACGCCAGCGGAGGUGGGCUCCUGGCCGUGGCAGGUCAGUCUGCACUUAUCAGGGUCACACGUGUGCGGAGGAUCUCUCAUCUCUGCCGACUGGGUCCUGUCUGCCGCUCACUGCUUCGAAGGCAACAGUGACCCCUCCCUUUGGACGGUGGUCCUGGGUCAGAUUGACCUGUCCAGUCUGGACCCCAGCGGGAUUUUGAAUGGGGUGCAGAGGGUCAUCGUGCACCCUGCCUUCAAUUCACAGACCAUGGAUAAUGACAUGGCCCUACUAGAGCUGAACAGAUCUGUGACCUUCACCGAAUACAUCAUGCCAGUGUGCCUGGCCGAAUCAUCCAGUACCUUCUACACUGAUACUGAGUGCUGGGCUACGGGGUGGGGUGCCACUGCAGAGGGAGUGCCCCUGCCGCAAAACGAUACAUUGCGAGAGGUGACUCUGCCUAUUAUCGGGAACCAGCAAUGUGGCUGCCUGUACGUGAGCGAGGGAGAGAUCACCGACAACAUGAUGUGCGCCGGGCUGCUGCAGGGGGGCAAGGAUUCAUGCCAGGGCGACUCUGGCGGUCCGCUGGUUUGUAAGCAGGGCUCCACUUGGGUGCAAGCGGGGGUGGUGAGUUUUGGGAUCGGCUGUGCCCGGGCCGGUUUGCCGGGUGUCUAUGCGCGGGUCUCCCAGUACGAGGCGUGGAUCCAGGCGUACACCGGCGAAGAAGUGGGGUUCGUCACAUUCCAGAGCACAGGACUGGAUCUCGAUACCUGCGCACUACUGGGUCCCCAGUAUGCAAUUAGUGCAGCAAACACAGCGACGUAUUCACUGCUUUUCAUGGCGCUUGUGUCAGUGAUUUGGUCAAUGUAAGCCACCGUCCCUGAUACAUACACAUGCACACAUUAUCACGAUCACAUACAUAUAUAUAGCGAUGGUCAAAAGUUUUGCAUCCCCCUAUAUAAUUAACUAAUUUUGCUUCAUAAAGUCGAAUGAAACCUGCUGAAGAGUGUAUUUAAAUUCUGAUAAACUAUAUAAAUGUACGUUAUAGGUUGUUUUUUUUUUAAUGUCUUGAUUUUUAAAAUUCUAGGUGAAGCUAAAGUUUUGGCCACAGCUGUAGAUCGGCUUAUUGAUGUGUAUGUAAUUCCCCCC
Messenger RNA from Acipenser ruthenus (sterlet), 1368 nucleotides. Its product is annotated as serine protease 27-like. The transcript is spliced from 6 exons. The coding region runs from base 106 to 1089 and encodes 327 amino acids. Gene Ontology annotation, molecular function: serine-type endopeptidase activity. The record is from RefSeq and is a predicted model, not a curated record. NCBI's taxonomy places the organism in Eukaryota, Metazoa, Chordata, Actinopteri, Acipenseriformes, Acipenseridae. Gene Ontology annotation, biological process: proteolysis.